This is a messenger RNA of Mizuhopecten yessoensis (Yesso scallop), 5654 nucleotides long. Its product is annotated as importin-5-like. The coding region runs from base 32 to 3322 and encodes 1096 amino acids. The record is from RefSeq and is a predicted model, not a curated record. The transcript is spliced from 27 exons. Gene Ontology annotation, cellular component: cytoplasm; nucleus. Gene Ontology annotation, biological process: protein import into nucleus. NCBI's taxonomy places the organism in Eukaryota, Metazoa, Mollusca, Bivalvia, Pectinida, Pectinidae. Gene Ontology annotation, molecular function: nuclear import signal receptor activity.
UGUUCUUUUCACGACGGCAUGACGAGGAAAAAUGGCUGACCAGGCACAGUUCGAAGCUCUCUUGGAGAGUUUGAUGAGUACGGAUAAUGACGUCAGGACACAAUCAGAGGAAAGUUAUGACAAGAUUCCACCAGCAACCAAGAUACCUUUCUUAGUUCAGUCUAUGAAAAACAGCAAUGGAUCUAUUGAGACAAGAACAAUGUCUGCAGUGCUACUGCGGCGUCAAUUUUCCUGUAGUUUUGACGAGUGCUGGCCCAGUUUAGCAGAUGAAAUGAAAGCUUUGAUUAAGGAACAAAUGAUGAUUGCCAUCAGGGAAGAGUUGACUCCCCCUGUCAGGCGGAAAAUCUGUGAUGCUACAGCGGAAUUGGCUAGAAAUAUGAUUGAUGAUGACGAAAAUGUGACGUGGCCAGAAAUAUUGAAAUUUCUCUUUGAGUGUGCAAGUCACGAGGAUUCUGGACUCCGAGAAAGUGCCUUGCAUAUUUUCACGAAUGUUCCUGGUAUUUUUGGCAACCAACAAACCCACUAUCUGGAUGUGAUUAAGCAGAUGUUGAAUUCCAACUUGCACGAUGCUGAUCAUCCACAAGUCCGAUUUGAGGCAGUCAAGGCGACAACAGCAUUUCUUGUGGCCAAUGACAAACAACAGUCCAUUCUUGCCCACUUCAGAGAUCUAUUACCUGCCAUCUUACAGGCUAUGGUUGACAGUGUCAAUGCACAAGACGAUGACAGCUUGCUGAAGUGUUUGAUUGAGUUGGCAGAAACUGUCCCGAAAUACCUACGCAGUCAGCUUGAUAACAUUAUACCAUUUUGUCUGAAGAUUGUGUCCGAUGCCAACUUGGAUGAUUCAUGGAGACAGUUGGGGAUGGAGGCCAUUGUGACCUUGUCAGAAACCGCCCCAGCUAUGGUUCGGAAAUUCAGCAAAUUCAUGUCCCUCCUUGUUCCACAGAUUCUGGCUUUGAUGGUCGACCUAGAGGAAGAAACUGAUUGGGCAUUACAAGAUGAACCUGAAGAGGAAGAUACUGAAAGUAAUGCCAUUUCAGCAGAGAGUGCUUUAGACCGCCUGGCUUGUGCCCUUGGAGGAAAGACAACUCUUCCCCACAUCUUGGCCAACAUUCCCCAGAUGUUACAGAACAAUGACUGGCGCUACAGACAUGCUGCCUUGAUGGCUAUAUCAGCCUGUGGGGAGGGGUGUCACCAACAGAUGGAGAUUAUGCUUGGCAAUGUUGUGGAGGCCAUCUUACCAUUUCUGAAGGAUCCGCAUCCACGUGUCCGUUAUGCCGCCUGCAAUGCCAUAGGACAAAUCUCUACAGAUUUCGGUCCGAUAUUACAGAAAAAGUUUCAUGAAAAGGUUGUACCGUCACUGUUGAUGGUGAUGGACGACGACGCCAACCCCCGAGUACAGGCACAUGGUGCAGCGGCCCUGGUGAACUUCAGUGAGGACUGCCCUAAAACCAUCCUGGUACAGUACCUAGACGUUAUCAUACUCAAGCUGGAGCAAGUUCUUGUCAGCAAGUUCAAAGAGUUGAUGGAGAAGGGAACUAAGAUGGUUCUGGAGCAGGUAGUCACGACGCUGGCGUCAGUGGCUGAUACUGCAGAAGAAAAGUUUAUACAGUAUUAUGACAGAUUUAUGCCGUCAUUGAAAUACAUUGUACAGCAGGCGAUCCAGCCCGAGCUGCGGCUACUACGAGGGAAGACCAUCGAGUGUAUCAGUUUGAUAGGACUGGCUGUAGGCAAAGACAAGUUCCUUCAAGACUGUUCUGAGGUGAUGCAGCUGUUACUGAAAUCUCAGACAGAUCAACAGGACCUGGCGGAUGAUGACCCGCAGAUUUCUUACAUGAUUUCUGCUUGGGCAAGAAUGUGCAAAAUUUUGGGUAAAGAAUUUCAACAGUAUCUGCCUCUUGUCAUUGGUCCUGUUCUCAAAGCUGCUUCCUUAAAGCCAGAGGUUGCACUACUGGAAAGUGAAGAGAUGAAAGAAAUGUACAGUGAUCAAGAUUGGCAAUUUGUCACUGUUGGAGACCAGCAAAGCUUUGGGAUCCGCACAGCAGGACUUGAGGAAAAAGCCACUGCUUGCCAGAUGUUAGUAUGUUACGCUCGCGAGCUAAAGGAAGCCUUCGCUGAGUAUGCCGAACAAGUUGUCAAAAUUAUGGUGCCUCUUCUUAAAUUUUAUUUUCACGAUGAUAUACGGAUAGCAGCGUCAGAAAGCCUGCCAUUUCUAAUAGACUGUGCUAAGAUUCGUGGGGAACAGUACGUAGCAGAGAUGUGGCAAUACAUCUGUCCACACUUACUGAAGGCCAUAGAGAUUGAACCUGAGCAAUCUGUACUACCAGAACACAUGAACUCACUGGCAAAGUGCAUAGAAAAACUAGGAAAAGGCUGUUUAACAAUGGAGAACCUUAACUUAUUGACACAACUUGUAGAUAAACAGUUACAAGAACACUUUAAGAAACAAGAUGAGCGACAAGUUAAAAGAGUGGAUGAAGAUUAUGAUGAAGAUGUGGAAGAUGAACUUAUGGAUGAGGACGAUGAAGAUGUGUACAUCCUCAGUAAAAUUGCUGAUAUCAUUCAUGCCCUGUUUGGCACACAUAAGGAGGAGUUUCUGCCCAUCUUUGAACAGCUCAUGGGCUACUUUGUCCGGUUACUGGGAGCAGAGCGGCCGUGGCCAGACAAACAGUGGGGAUUGUGCAUCUGGGAUGAUGUCGUGGAACAUUGUGGUCCGCACUCUGUGAAGUACCAGGAAUAUUUCCUACAGAGUAUGAUGACGUACCUCACUGAGAAGAGUGCUGAGGUUCGCCAGGCUGCUGCAUAUGGUGUUGGCGUCAUGGCACAGUUUGGAGGGGAUGUGUAUGCACAAGCGUGUGCAGAAGCCAUACCUCUACUACUGAAGAUGAUACAGGAUCCAGAAUCUCGUGCUGUGGAGAACGUUAACCCCACAGAAAAUGCAAUUUCAGCUGUCACAAAAAUUUGCAAAUACAAUUCGUCCAGAAUCAAUUUAAAUGAGAUAUUAGGGGCGUGGAUUACCUGGUUACCUGUUUGGGAAGAUGAAGAUGAGGCUGCCCACAUAUACGGCUACCUUUGUGAUCUGAUAGAAAUAAACCAUCCUGUUAUUCUGGGGGAGAACAACAAGAAUCUACCACAGAUUGUGUGUAUCAUCGGUGAGGCACUACACAAAGAAGCGGUGUCAUCAGAAGAGGACGUCUUCCAGAGACUUCUGAACAUCGUCCGACAAGUACAGAGUAACCCAGAACUGUUCCAGGUGUGUGUUCAGCUCUUAACACAAGACCAGCAGCAAGCCCUAUCGGAGGCCCUCACUGCUGCCCAGAGCUGAGGAACAUCUUUGCCUUUAUGGACCUAUUAAACCAGUAGUGUACAUCACUAAUGCUAACGCCAAACCUGCGAUUCUGAUGUCCACAAUUUCGGGCUCACCCCCAAUUUCUUCAUGUCUUGGCAGAUUUGACAGCGUUUUGGGGGUGCUUUCUUGGAGUAGUUGCUGUUAUAGGCAACUCUGCUUACUGCAUAAUUCAAAUUUUAACUCCCAUUUAGGAUUUUCGGCAAACACUUGUUUCACAGAUUUUUAAAUGAGGAGUUUAUGUGCAGUGUUCACAGACCGUGACCAAGUGUUGCCACGUAUGGAAAGCCUGUGUGAAGGGAACUUGGUGGCAGAGUUGUAGGAUCUUCUGUAUACUUCGUAUGCUGAGGGUGCGGUGAAGCAAUGUUUACCAACUUUUGCUGGAGGAUUUUGUGUGAUAUCUGCUGCAUACAGAAAGUGGACGCAAAAUUAUAUUUAUGUGUUGUGGCUCCUUGCGUUUUUCGUGCCAGGUCAGGUCGUCCGACCUAUUUUUUGCUAGGAUUAUAUCCACGGGACAUAAACAUUUAUGUGAUAUCCGGUUACCGUAAAAAUGAUAAAAGGGCAUCAAUUUGGGGAUGGUUAUUAAUGUAUCCAUUCAAGGGAGUUAAUCCACGGUUAUAAUCCCUGACAUUCAUAAACAUUAUUUCUCCCAUAACACAAAAUUGAAAUAAAGACAAUGUGAUGACAUGCUUCCUGCUGCUGUUUUACUCAGAAAUAAUAAUAAAAAAUGUGAACCAUUAACUUGGAGUGAUGAAAUUAAACAAACAGUCAGUAUUAGAGAAAUACCGACAGUACUCUAGGGAUAUUUGGAGGUAAAGACAUUAUGAUGUCUUAGAUAUGAAGUAAAGGAAGCAUCUUCUUCAGGACGUUUUUAUUCCAAGAUCGGUCUUUCAACAGUAGUGCUCACCUUUAUUUGAGGUAUCUUUCGUAUGAUUCGGUGAAUUAAGUGUGCACAUUUCUGUGACCAUUGCUGCUUCGGUCCACAGCCAAGCCCUGUCAGUGUUGAAAAGUAUAGCUGCAGAGUGAAGUUUCGUAGCAAGUUGGAGUGCAUGACAAGUUCAGAGUGUUCCUACUAGCCAUAGUCUUGAAAUUGCUGGUGAUUCCUAUUAUAAACUCUGUUUGUGUAGCUCCUUUGUGUAAUCAUUCUCAAAAUUGAGAAAAUGAGAUAUUUUUCUUUUAUCCAUAAAAUACAAGGAUAUCCUAUAUUGUUAACUGUGGCUGAUUGUACAGACUUUGUUUUGUGUCCUGUUUUACCGGAUUGUUUUGUUACCUGAUUUGUGGAUUGUGUUAAUAUUGUUAUUAGAUAUUACGUUAAUGUCUGCAUGUUUAUACUAUCCGUACUCGAAAGCAAGUGAUGUAUACAUAGUACCUUAUAAAAUUAUGGGAUCAUGGUUACGAGUUCAAAGUUUGGUUAACUAGUAAUAACUUGCGAUGGUAUCGACACUAUUUUCUUUCAUAUUUACUGCCGAAUUUGGGAGUAUUAUCUUUUCAUUUUAAUUGGAUCCAGAGUUAUAGAAUCACUCCAAUUUGAUGAUCUUUUUGAUGAUAACAGUAAUUUAUCCUCAUAAGAUUCUACAUAAGGAGGACAACCCCGAAUAUUCAUAUGUACACAAUAAAAAAUACACCAAAGGUGGCAAGACAUGGUUGUACAAUUCCUCAAACUCAACUCUCGCAGCUGGUAAAUUUGCGUCAGCAGCUAGUAAAAACAGCAAGUAAAAUUUUUGCUGACAUAUGUUGAUAUACUAGCAGCAAAGAGGUCUUCGUGUCUUUCAGUGAUUCAAAUUAUGACCAGUAUAUGGUCAUGAUCAGAUAUGGGACUUUGAGAGGUUGAUGGAUAUGAUUUGUAUACCCCUGCAAGUUGAUUUCUACAGAAUACAAUUGUCAAGAUUGAAAUGCUUUUAACCCUUUCACCAUUGUAGACCAUAAUGGACUUAUCUAGAGCAAUGCAUGGUAGAGUCUACUAAUGUUACAUAGGGGUGAAAUGCUUUUAAAGUAUCCCUGAAUGUUUGAUGCAUACUAUCAGGAAUCACUUCUACAAAUUAUUAUGUUUGAAAUCGUGUGUGUGUGUGUGUAUACCGCAACUAAAAUUAUUUAUUGCUGUUAUGUACCUUCCUAUCUGACUUUUAUGAAGUCGAAAGGUAUUUUUCUUUUCAUUUAUGUUUUUGCUCUCUAUCAAAGGCCAACUAGUCUGUUUUUUUUCUGUAAAAAUGCAGUAAGGGUAUUAUUUACUUGAAAAAUAAUCAGAAUAUCUUUUUAAAUGAUUGUCAUUCUAGGUCUGCUAAAUCGUGAUUAAAUUGUGUCUUCAAAUCCA